This is a messenger RNA of Symbiodinium necroappetens, 1743 nucleotides long. The record is from the annotation of a GenBank genome assembly. Lineage: Eukaryota; Dinophyceae; Suessiales; Symbiodiniaceae.
AUGUGGUUAGGAUUAGAGCGAAAUGUUCUGGUGACCAUACCCUAUAAACCUCAAGCUCUGAAGCCCGAAACCCACAACCCUUUUUCUUUCCUCAGGUUCAAGGAGGCAUAUCCGAGCUCCGAGAAGAUCUACAAGGAGGUCGUCUAUGAGGCCACCGGCGAGAAACUCAAGAUCCCAUUCCGUCGCAUCCACCUGACGGACGAGGACCCCGGCUGCGAUCACUUGGAUGUCUACGACACCAGCGGUCCUCCGGGUGCGGAUCCCAGGAAAGGCUUGGCCAAGCUCCGGAAGAAGUGGAUCGAAGGUCGCGAGGUGGCUGAGGAUGGGACAUGCACGCAGAUGUACUACGCGAAGCAGGGGGUGAUCACUCAGGAGAUGGCCUUCAUCGCGGCGCGCGAGGGCAUGGACCCGGAGUUCGUCCGCUCGGAGGUGGCGCGUGGACGGGCCAUCAUCCCAGCAAAUCGCAACCACCCGGAGUCGGAGCCCAUGAUCAUCGGGCGGCACUUCAAGGUGAAGAUCAAUUCGAACAUCGGGAACUCUGCCGUUGCAUCGAACAUCGAGGAGGAGGUCGAGAAGCUGCAGUGGAGCUCCCUUUGGGGCGCCGACACCCUGAUGGACCUGAGCACGGGCAAGCACAUCCACGAGACGAGGGAGUGGAUCGUCCGAAACAGCGCCAUGCCUGUGGGAACGGUGCCCAUCUACCAAGCGCUUGAGAAGGUCGACGGCAUCGCUGAGGACCUGACCUGGGAAAAGUUCCGUGAGACGUUGAUCGAGCAGGCCGAGCAGGGUGUCGAUUAUUGGACCAUCCAUGCUGGGGUACUGCUGCGAUUCGUGCCUUUGACGGCGAAGCGCCUCACGGGCAUCGUCAGCCGUGGGGGCUCUAUCCAUGCGAAGCUUUGCAUCUCCAAGCAUGAGGAAAACUUUGCCUACGAGCACUGGGAUGACAUUCUGGACAUCUGCAAGAAAUACGACGUGUCACUGAGCAUCGGUGAUGGCCUUCGUCCCGGUUGCAUCAAGGAUGCCAACGAUGAGGCCCAGUUCGGCGAACUGAAGGUGCAGGGCGAGCUGACCCAACGUGCGUGGGCCAAAGGCGUCCAGGUGAUGAACGAAGGGCCGGGCCACGUGCCUCUGCACAAGAUUCCGGAGAACAUGCGGAAGCAGCUGGAGUGGUGCCACGAGGCGCCGUUCUACACGCUGGGACCCCUGACUACAGACAUCGCGCCGGGCUACGACCACAUCACCUCCGCUAUCGGUGCGGCCAACAUUGGUGCCAUGGGGACGGCAAUGCUGUGCUACGUCACUCCAAAGGAACACUUGGGUCUGCCAGACCGUGAGGAUGUGAAGGCCGGCAUCAUCGCCUACCGCAUCGCGGCCCAUGCUGCCGACCUGGCCAAGGGCCAUCCCAAGGCCCAGGAGUGGGAUGACGCGCUCUCCAAGGCCCGCUUUGAGUUCCGCUGGAACGACCAGUUCAAUCUCGCCCUGGAUCCCAUUACCGCACGGAGCAUGCAUGACGAGACCAUCGACUCGGAGCAGGGCAAGUCGGCGCACUUCUGCUCCAUGUGCGGCCCGAAGUUUUGCUCCAUGAAGAUCACCGACGAUGUGCGCAAGUAUGCAGAAGAGCGCGGUUAUGGUGAUGCAGAUGGCGAGACUGUCCUGAAGGAAGGCAUGAAAGAGAUGAGCAAGAAGUUCGCAGAAGUGGGAAGUGAGGUCUACAUGCCGGUAGAGUCGCUGGAGGCUCGCUGA